UUCUAUUGCCAUUUGAUCUCAACGAUUGACCUGUUGUUCAAUUAAUCAUCUGUUCGACGGAAUAAUAAUCAAGGACAAGCUCAAUCACAUGGAAACUCACAACGAAUAAUUCCAAGGCAAUAAUUGAAUAUUAUUUACUGCUAGAUUCCUCUGCAAUCGCGUUACCAUGUUCGAUACAAUUGAAUUAAUUAUUAUUUUUCCACUCCGUCGGGAAUUUCAGUCUGCCACGUACAGGAAUAUCCAAAGGUGUGAAAAAUCAAUAGAUGAGGCUCGCGUUUCUGUGGAAAUUCUAUUAGUUUUUAAAAAUUAUUUUUAUCCUCAUUGAAAAAAAAUACAAUCAGGAAAAAAACAGUGAGGAUUUUUUUUUUAGAUAAAAUCUCCAGAGAGUGAGGAACAUUCAAUUGAAUUUUUAAGAAGGAAAUUGGCAAUCCUUUGGAGGCCUGGCUCUGGUAUCAAUGGGUUUUCCAACUUCAAGGUCGAAUCACCUGGUCAUAUAAUUAACUUGCGUUUCUAUAUUUAGAUCUCUGCAUGAAUUACACUUUUGUUACUACCACUACGUGACCAAAUAACGUUUAGACGUCGAACACCACAUGCUGCACGUGGCAUAUUCGCUCGUCUAAUCAGUUUUACGAAUCUCAAGAAAUUAAUUUAAAAUAAAUUCUCAGAACAUUUUUCGAUUAGUCAGCAACGGGUCGGGAAAAGGAAUUGAGCUGUACGUUUGUAGUGGGGAACCACGUGGGCGGAGCAGAUGUUCAAUAUCAAGGAUGUCGGCAGUGAGAACAAAAUUAUUGCAGAAGGGGCUUAAUUAUGGAUUACUCAACUCCAGCGCAAAGUGCAUCUACCGACAGAGGUGGCCGAUUCUUGCAGUAGCUUUAAUAAUUAUUCUUAUUGUUAUUGUCACGAGGAGUACUCAGCACUCGUCACCGAGAGAUACUUACCACGACGAUGUGUCCCCUGAAAUCUACAAUUACGUUGUGCAGAAGUGGUUCAACCAGAGUGGAGCCGAGGAUUGGUACAACCAUGAAAAUAUCGAUAUGUUCGAUCCCCGAUUAUUGCACAUUCUUCUUGAGCACUGGAUAAUUAAAGAAAUUAAUAAAACCAUAAAUUUUCCUUAUCUGGGUUUUCGAGAAUCGAAGGAGGAAGAUCCGUCGAUGGGUCAGGCCAAAGCAAUUAGAGAUUACUUCAAUAAUAAAACGAAUGGAUUCUUCAUAGAAUGCGGAGCAUACGAUGGCGAAACUCGUAGCAACACUUGGGUUUUAGAGAAGCAACUUAAUUGGACUGGGAUUUUAAUAGAGGCUGAUCCAAUAAAUUUUACGAAGAUGCUGAAUAAAAAUCGUAGAGCCUAUCUUUCACCGACUUGUCUCAGCAUUAAACCACAUCCCACAAACGUUUCAUUCCUGAUGGCGAGGAACAUCGGGAGAAUUCACGAGCCUCAUGAACAUCGUCUUCCAAAUUUAACAAAUACCCUGGAUCGGGCUCACGAGGGUACACACGUGGGUGUUCAAUGUUUUCCUCUUGCUUCCUAUAUUGCUGCACUAAAAAUUAAGACUGUCGACUAUUUCAGUCUUGACAUCGAGGGACAUGAGCUAGAUGUCCUAAAAACUAUUCCAUUCGACAAAGUUGAUAUCACGACUCUCUCAGUUGAAUUUACCCACGUGGAAGGGGGUCAGCAACGACUGAUGGAAUUCAUGCAGACAAAAGGAUACUUCGUUUACAGUUUAGUGACAAAUAAAGAUAAUCUAGCGAAUGACGUGAUUUUUGUAAAAAAAUCUCAAUGAAUCUCUCAACUAUUUAAUAUUUAAUCUCGUUUAUUCAACGAGAGAACUCCUGAGGUAUUUAAUGUGCUGCUGCUAAACUUCAAUAGUGAAACAAUUAUUUAUGUGCCUUGAUAUAUAUUUUGUGAAAAUUGGAUAAUUUAUCGUAAUAAAAUGAAUGCAAAGUUAUUCUCGGCGAAUUGUCCUCGAAGUGAACGAUUAAUCCAAGAAAUAUUUCGCGGGGAUUCUAAUUAUAAAUCACCGAGUCAACGUCAUUUAUGAAUAAUAAUUACUCUAUAUCUCGUAAUGAAUAAGUGGAACGUCAGAAUAAAUGAAAUAUGACUAAACUAGAUUAAUUCUCAACGUGGAGAAUUACGUCAUGAUUUCUGGCGCCUGAAGAGGGGCCCAGGGACUGAAAAAAAAAAUUGUGCA
This is a messenger RNA of Fopius arisanus, 2186 nucleotides long. RefSeq lists its product as uncharacterized. The record is from RefSeq and is a predicted model, not a curated record. NCBI's taxonomy places the organism in Eukaryota, Metazoa, Arthropoda, Insecta, Hymenoptera, Braconidae. The coding region runs from base 765 to 1778 and encodes 337 amino acids. The transcript has 7 exons.